Molecule: messenger RNA, 1053 nt
Organism: Enterospora canceri
Lineage: Eukaryota; Fungi; Microsporidia; Enterocytozoonidae
Source: the annotation of a GenBank genome assembly
AUGGAUUGUUACACAUUUGAAAGAGCAUUCAUUAAUACACCACACAUUGAACCAAUAUUAGAUCUAAAGAUUGAGAAUGAACAAGUAUUGUAUACCACAGGAAUAGAUGGUCAGACUCAUGUAUUCGAUUUAUACAAAGAAGCAUUCAUUAGGUCGUAUCACACAGAAGGACGAAAUACCAAAAUAUCUAUAGACCAGAAUUCAAGUACAAUAGGAAUAAGUAACAGCAAAUCAAUAUUGUUCUAUGAUAGAUGUUCACCAACACAUAAAUCAGUCAGCAAAAUGAUGAUCAAAAACAACGAUGAUUGUAAAAUGGAUUUUAGGCCAAAUUAUACAACUAAAACAGAAUUCAUUGUCACAAAUGGAACUGAUGAAUUGAAUAUGUUUGAUCAUAGGAAUUAUAACACUCCAAUAUACAAAUAUUCUACAAGAAAUAUUCUGGCUGGAAUAUCAAAUGUAGAGUGGAAUAAAGCAGGAACACAUUUUCUGGUAUCAGAAUGUUUCGAUACUGCUUCAUUGUAUUCUGCAAAAAGAAACAAAGCACAGAUGAAAUUCGUAAAGAACAAACCAAAUAAUCACAAAACAGGUAAAACAUUUAGAUUUGGUGGACCUGAUGAUGAAUACGUUUUAGGAGGAUUUGAUGAUAAGAAAUUGUGUUAUUGGAAAAUACUACCUGAUCCAAGUUGGAAGAAUCUGUUCAAUAUAAAGAACAAGUCGAUUGAAUUAUUUGAUCAUGAAAUGAGUAGUUCAGAAGAAAUGAAUAUAGAGAAAGAUGCAUUCACGUAUGGAAUAUGUAGAACAAUAUGUUCAAAAACUAAAGAUAACAUCGUUAUGAACAAUAUGAGAAUGGAAUUGAUGGGAUUCAAUAGCAUUGUAAAUCAAGCUGUAAUGCAUCCUAAAAUACCAAGAAUAUUUGCAACAGGAAUUGAAAAUAUUCUGUAUGCAUUCUCACCAGACUAUUUAGGUCAAGAUGAUCCACAUUUACUUUUGAAUUCAGAUACAAUUGAAGUAUUUGAUCAACUAGAAAUAGACAUGUAUGAUUUCCUGAUAUAA